This is a messenger RNA of Arachis ipaensis, 1142 nucleotides long. Its product is annotated as acetylornithine deacetylase-like. Lineage: Eukaryota; Viridiplantae; Streptophyta; Magnoliopsida; Fabales; Fabaceae. The record is from RefSeq and is a predicted model, not a curated record.
UCAUCCCUUCGGUCGUGCCCUUGUCCCCCUCUUGCUCAGGAUCUGCUCUACUCUGUUUUAGGGCUUCUAGCUUCUAGGCUGUGUUUGAUGAGGAUGAGGAAGAUAAAUACAAGGAAAAAAAUCCGGAAAAUAGUUUGAAGAGAAAAGAGAGUGGCGGUGGAGGAAAGUCAACCUUGGAAGAAUUAAUAAGGGAAGAGGAGAAGAAAAAGGAGAAAAUCAACAGGAAGAACUAUUGGUUGCGUGAGGGAAUCAUUGUUAAGGUUAUGAGCAAGGCCUUGGCAGAGAAGGGGUACUACAAGCAAAAGGGUGUGGUGGAAUGAUACCUUGGAAACUUCAUGUCACCGGAAAACUCUUUCACAGUGGGUUAGCUCAUAAAGCUAUAAAUCCUCUGGAGCUAUCCAUGGAUGCUCUAAAGGAAAUCCAGUCAUGAUUUUAUGAAGACUUUCCACCACAUCCACAGGAACAGAUCUAUGGGUUUGCAACCGCAUCAACCAUGAAACCAACCCAAUGGAGCUAUCCUGGAGGUGGAAUCAACCAAAUUCCAGGGGAAUGUACUAUUUCAGGAGAUGUCAGGUUAACCCCAUUUUACAAUGUGAAGGAUGUACUAACAAAGCUGCAAGAAUAUGUGGAUAACAUUAAUCUCAACAUACAUAAGCUAGAAACACGGGGUCCUGUUUCAAAAUAUGUCUUGCCUGAUGAUGACUUAAGGGGAAGCCUUACUCUAACUUUUGAUGAGGCAAAUUCUGGAGUAGCUUGUGAUCUUAAUUCCAGAGGCUACCAUGUUUUGUGCAAAGCAACUAAAGAAGUAGUUGGGCAUGUGAAGCUUACUCAAUUACUGGAAGUUUGCCACUCAUUCGGGAGCUACAGGAUGAAGGUUUUGAUGUCCAAACUGCUGGAUAUGGUCUAAUGGCUACAUACCAUGCCCAGAAUGAGUACUGCCUUUUUACGGAUAUGUCUUAAGGGUAUCGAGUUUUUGCAAGCAUCAUCGCUCAGUUAGAGGAAGAUUGAGACUACGAGUUGAACUUCAUUCUAGCAUUUCACGGCCUAUGAAUAUGUCAUUGCUGCUAAAGCUGAAGGAAGACCUUAAGUGACUCUGUAUUCAUUGUAUGUAUGAAGUAGAAGUUUGGUGGUAUUGAUUUCUA